GCACACCAGUUCAUUAAAUAUGACUCCUAAAUUCUUGACUAUUUUCUUAAAAUAGAGGUGCAAGUUGAAUGUGUGAUUCACUUUUUUUGCCUCUGUCUCUGCCUAAACCUAGUACAUUACUUUUCCUCGUAUCAAACCCUUUCUCCCCUGUCUUUCACUCAGUCACUCUGUUUAUUCAUCUAUUCACCUUCUGUUCUCAGUGCGAUUCACUGUUUCAAUCAAGAUGACUUCAUUCAUAGAAGAUUUUGAAAAACUUCGGAUCACGCUGCAAGAUCGAAUGUCCAAUACGCCUAAUCGUGGCCCUCAACUUGACUGGAACACCUUUCCAACGUGGUCAACGCGAUUUGUUGUUUCAUUUUCAAAUCCGCUUGAAUUGGCUGAAAAUCCAGCGCAAUUAAUCCAAAAAAUUGCAGACGCUGCAUCUACCAAAGACAGAGUUGAUCUCCUUUUAAACAAUAGAUUGAUGAAACAAAAAAUGGAGGAAGCAGUUAAGAAAGCAAUGGAUUAUGUCAACUCUAAUGAGUCAUCACAAAACGCAAAGAAUUUAACUGAGUCAAGACAAUUUAUGAAACAAGGCUCUGAACUUUUAAAACAAAAUAAAGUCAAAGAAGCUUUAGAGUGCUUCAAUCGAGGAAUCGCUUGUUCACCAUUUCCUCAAGAAAACGAAGCUACACCUGGUCAAACGAAUCUUGCUAUGUGCCUCGUAAAAAGGAGCCGUUUUCAUCAAUCACUGAAAAAAUAUCCUGAAAGCUGGCUAGACAUGAAAGAUGCUAUUGAGUUUAUGCCUGACCCAAGAUUGAAAGAGGAAUUAUUGAGAAGUAAAAGAAACUUGAUGGUGGAAAUCGCUUCAAAGGAUGGACGACAACCAGUUGAUCCAGAUGUUGCUGAGAUGGAUUUUGAGUCCUGGGAUAUCAACCUGAAACCAGAGAAUCGUAACCUACAUGGAGCCAUUGAGAGUUUAGAGUUACGUUGGUCUGAAGAAAAGGGACGAUGCAUAAGAACAACUAGACCACUUAGACCAAAUACAAAUAUAAUUGCUGAAUUACCUUAUGCAGCAUGGCUCCAGCCUACACAUUAUGAAUUUUAUUGUGCUUAUUGCCUUAAACCAUUGGAUUAUAGGUCGUUCCCUUGUCGUCAAUGCAAAAUGAUCUCAUAUUGUUCAUCUAAAUGUUCAGAAGCCGCCUGGACUUCUUAUCAUUCCAAAGAAUGUAAAUACUUACCUGUUCUCCGACAUCUAGCCAUGGGUCAUCUUGCCUUGAAAAUUUUACUGAUCACCGGAUUUGACGAAGCAAUUGAAAUUCAUCGUAACCCACCUCCAGCUUCUAGACAUCAACGAAAAUUCUUAAAUACAUUCAGAGAUGUUUACACUCUGAUGGAUUCACCACAUGUUUUCGACGCACCCAAAUUGACCUCUUUCACUGCUUGUGCCGUCUUCAUGGCUUUAUUAACUCACGCUAUGGGACUAAUUGAAGAACAACAGAUUGAUGUUAUUGCAGAUAUCUAUUUAAAAUUAAUUGAUCAAAUCGUUCUCAACGGUUUGGCUAUCUAUGAUGAUCGUGGUUUAGAUUCACAAGGUAUCUGGUCUUAUAAUUCUAGUGGCGUUUCAAAAAAGAUUGGCAUUGGACUCUAUGCAACCACAUCGCUUUUGAGUCAUUCCUGCAAUGCUAAUUGUGAUCGUAUUUUCAUUGGAUCAAAGGUAGUCAUUAGCACUAAAAAAGUAAUAUCCAAAGACUCGGAGAUAACAAUCAGCUAUGGACCCUCAAUGGUUCAAGGUUACAAAGCAAGACGAAAGGAUAUUAAAGAAAAUUAUUACUUUGAUUGUCUUUGUGAUGUUUGUAAAACGAAACAAUAGUGAGGAAGAUUACUCACUUCUCAGUCCCCAACAUUUGCUCAACAGUAUAAAUCAAAGUGUUGCAUGACCUCUGACUUGAUGUACAUUGACGAUGUCAAACUGAACAUUUUAGUUAUCUUAACCAAUCAUUCAAUUGUUUUACAUGUUCAAAUUUGCUUAUAAGGAUACGAAGCCAAUCACUGGUUUUCUUUUAACUUUCAUUUUUCAAUAAAUCACAACUUUGUUAAAAA
This is a messenger RNA of Tetranychus urticae (two-spotted spider mite), 2082 nucleotides long. Its product is annotated as protein-lysine N-methyltransferase SMYD4. Gene Ontology annotation, molecular function: histone deacetylase binding. Gene Ontology annotation, cellular component: nucleus; cytoplasm. NCBI's taxonomy places the organism in Eukaryota, Metazoa, Arthropoda, Arachnida, Trombidiformes, Tetranychidae. The record is from RefSeq and is a predicted model, not a curated record.